AUCCCGUAUAAAGAUAAACACGGACGAGGUGUAGCGGCGGGUUUGGACAGUCAUUGCAUAACAAACCACAUUUGCGCAACUAGGCCUACUACUACUAUAUUUACUCGCGCUCAGCGGUUUAUCCAGUGCCUACUGUACUGCGCAUAAUCUGAAAUAAUGGCGCGUACGUAAACAUGCUGCAGACGGAGAUGGUGGUUAACCAUGACGAGCGAGUGGGUCGGCGUGUGGCGGUAGGUAUAUGGCAUGGCACAGUGCGGUACGUGGGCUCGGUACCACCAGCUCAAGGGCUGUGGCUGGGGGUCGAGUGGGACGACCCGAGUCGGGGCAAACACAACGGUUCACACAACGGCGUACACUACUUCCACACCAGUCACCCGACCUCCGGAUCGUUCAUCCGCAUAGAGAAGGCAGACUUUGGUCGCUCGUGUGUCUCCGCUAUCCAGGAGCGUUAUGGCAGUAAUGAGUUGACGCUGACUGUAGAAGAGCUGCAGGAGCUCCAGAGGGCUAUGAACGCUCCCCUUGUGGAAAUGGUUGGCUUUGAGGAGGUGAAACAAUUACAAAGCUGUUUCUCCAGCCUGGAGAUAGUCUGCCUGUCCAAGCUCCAGGUAAGCAGUGCUGGAGAAGGACUGCCAUCCAUGUGUCCUAGAGCCAGACAUGUAGACCUUGCCUCGAAUCUGCUCAACUCUUGGCUCCAGCUGGCUGAGAUCACUGUCAAUUUUCCGGCCAUGCAAUUUCUUAAUAUCAGUGACAACAGAUUAGAAAUCCCAGACAACCCAGAGAACUUGACGAGUGCUUUCAACCAAAUGACGCACUUAGUCUCCGGGCACAUGAAUUACACUUGGGAUCAGAUCUGCGAAUGUUCCAAAAUGUGGCCUCAACUAGAAAGACUUCAAGUGCCAUUUAACAAAAUAACAAACAUCAGCUUGCCAAUGUAUGCACUAGAAAACUUGAUAGAGUUGGAUUUGGAAGGAAACUCAAUAGCUCAGUGGGAGGAAAUAAAUAAAUUGGGUACGCUUAAAAAACUGGAGACCUUGAAUCUAUGUGACUUAGGUCUCACAAAUAUCUCCAUACCUGCUUCCCAGAACCUCUUUCCAAGUCUUCAGUGUCUAAUGAUCUCAAGUAACAAUAUUUCAAAGUGGAAUGAUAUUUCUGAACUUGAAAAACUUCCAAAGCUGGAGGAAUUGAAAUUCACUAAUAAUCCUGUGCAAGAUAAUCUCUCUGUCGAGACUGUAUACUACAAGGUUGUCUGCAGGAUUGGAACUCUUAAGGUGCUGAACCGUAAAAUUGUUACCAGAGAAGAAAGGAGGAGUGCAGAACUAGAGUAUUUGAAGGAAUGUGGCAGAGAAUGGCUUGAAGUAUCAAACGAUGAAGCCCUCAAGACAAAGUUUGUCGCUACGCAUCCAAGAUAUCCCAUUAUUGUUAAAAAAUAUGGAGCAGCAGAAGAAUCUGAGUUAAAGAAGACAAACCAGUCCGUAGCCUCUUCACUGGUGCGGGUCACAUUGCAAGGGCCAGACAAAGCGGUCACCAUGUCAUUGCCCAAAACCAUGCAGAUCAAGAAUUUGUUGCCUUUGGUGGCGAAAAUGUUUAAUACUGGGGGUGCUGUUCCAACUCUCUGUCGGAAGAGUUCAAAGAACGCCAAAAUUAUUGUAGAGAUGACAAGCCCGCUGAAGACACUGGAUUACUACUCUGUCGAGGACGGUGAUGAGAUUUCAGUACGGUGGUAAUGCUACGUUUCUUUGUUACAUUUAACAAGGUUUUUAUAGUUUAUUUUGUUGUAUUUUUUAAUAACAGUUUAAUAUUAAUUUUCCCUGUAACAUAAAUAAAGUAUUACCGCAUGUAAAA
Homalodisca vitripennis (glassy-winged sharpshooter) is the source of this 1842-nucleotide messenger RNA. Its product is annotated as tubulin-specific chaperone E-like. The coding region runs from base 174 to 1724 and encodes 516 amino acids. The record is from RefSeq and is a predicted model, not a curated record. Gene Ontology annotation, molecular function: protein binding. Lineage: Eukaryota; Metazoa; Arthropoda; Insecta; Hemiptera; Cicadellidae. The transcript has 11 exons.